AUGGCGUCGGCAAGCGCUUCUUCCAGAACGCCGCUCGCAUCACGGCAGUCGCAGAGUCGGACCUCAGACAACAGCGCAAGCUCGACCUCUUCACCACGGCCAAAACAGGACAAACGAAGGGCUGCCAAUCUCCUUCGCGAUUACUAUGGGCUCUCAUCGGAUGCCCCUGCACAGCCCUCGGCCAUAAGCCGCGACAAUGCGGGUAGUGACGGUCCUCCAGGACCAAAGAUCGAUCUGCACUCACUGCUCAGCUCCAAUAGCCUGAGCGUGCUGCUAAGCAAGGAGUCGGAACUCAUCGUCCAGAUCCGCGAACUCGAUGGCGAACGUCAAAGUUUAGUCUACAACCACCAUCAUGAGCUAGUCGCUGCCAGCGAUACCAUCCGAAACAUGAAGCUCAAAUCAGAAUCACUCGACCCUUCGCUCGACUCGCUCAAGACAUCGUUUGAGACCAUGUCGAAUCUGGCUUCCAACCUCGAAGUUCUACGCAAGUCUGCCUCCAGCACCCAGGCUACCGAACCAUCCAACACGACCGAUCUGGAUCCACUACGAGACCUCGAGCCCAUCGUCACGCUGCCAGAAACGCUCUCAGACUUGAUCGAGUGUCGAGUCAACCCGAACGGCGCAAAAGAGCAUGAUUCGGAAUCGAGAAAAGCGGGCUUGACCCAAGCCGAACAUUUGUGGGGUACGAUGGAGCCCGUAUUGGCAGCAUGGACAGACGCUGGAGUUGCAGGAGUACGCGAGAUUGCUGCCGAGUGUCGAAGCCUGCUCAAAGAUGGGCGUAAGGCGAUAGGAUCCUCUGCAACGGCGACCCGCUCGGGGUGA
Molecule: messenger RNA, 822 nt
Organism: Sporisorium graminicola
Lineage: Eukaryota; Fungi; Basidiomycota; Ustilaginomycetes; Ustilaginales; Ustilaginaceae
Exons: 1
Coding region: 1-822 (273 amino acids)
Biological process (GO): Golgi organization; Golgi vesicle transport; retrograde transport, endosome to Golgi
Cellular component (GO): membrane; GARP complex; EARP complex
Source: RefSeq, a predicted model, not a curated record